AUGGAAAAUUCACAAGCGCUUGAAGACAACCCAUGGAUUGCUGGGGCAGAGCAAUCGGGUUCCGAGGAUGGAGAUCCCAGAGUAGCCAUAUCGAACUCGCAAACUACCACGACUAGAACGACGGCGCAGGAGCAGUCUCCUCCCGAAUCGGAAGACGCGGACUCGGACUCCACCUCAGAUGGCCUUUGCCAGGAUUUUAAAUCAGAACCCGGAGAGUGGUAUUGUGGUGCUUGUACCCAGAGGUACUGCGAACGCUGCUGGAAGAAGCGAUCCGGCCACAAAAAGAAGAAUCCAGACAGUGCUAAUCACAUGAAGGUUCCUUACUCAAAGCAACACGUGUUUCCCACGCCUGUGUCGUUCGUUGGCAAAACAGGGGCUGGCAAGAGCACGCUUAUUCGUAUGAUGCUAGAAAAGCCGUGGCUGACUGACGCGAAGUACGAAACCAAGGCUGAGCAAGUUCCUGUGGUGGAGAAGAGGAAUAGUCUGGUAUCCGCCUCCGGAGAUGUCCACCUUUAUGGAGAUUAUUUGCCUGAGAGAGAACUGUCCGAACUUGAUCGACCUACCUUCUACGCUGACUGCGAGGGCUUCGAUGGCGGAGCUGCGAAUCCUGCCGGGUUGUUUGCUUAUAAAAGCCAACAGGUUAAAAAACCUGGAAACAGAUCCCAUGGACGAGGAGUGCGCUCAGCAUUGGAGGAAGUCAUCCGACUCAUGUUUGGCCAGACUCGAACGCGGACUUUGGGUCGUUUGUCACCUGAUGCGGAUAAAGGAAAGGAACCAACGCGUGAGGACUUUAUCAAAAAGCUAUUCCCUAGGCUGCUAUACAAUUUCUCGGAUGUGGCUGUUUUCGUGGUGAAAGAGCCACAGACGUUGGGAAACAGCAUAAUAGAUAUCUUGAACUGGGCAUCCACAUUAACUGCAUCCACACUGAAUCGCGCUACAUUGCCUCGGUUGAUUGUCGUCAUCAACAAUGCAGACCAAAGCGAAAAUUGGGAUCCGCAAAUCGCAAGGGAAAUGUUCUUCGAGGACUACAAGAACGUAAUCAGAGUCGAUCCAAACAUCAAGAGGCUCCAAGAAUCAUUCACUGCACGUGGGAUGAAGGUCGAAACCUUGGAGGAUCUCUUUCUCAGGCAUUACAGUGGCUAA
Molecule: messenger RNA, 1143 nt
Organism: Mytilinidion resinicola
Lineage: Eukaryota; Fungi; Ascomycota; Dothideomycetes; Mytilinidiales; Mytilinidiaceae
Exons: 2
Coding region: 1-1143 (380 amino acids)
Molecular function (GO): zinc ion binding
Source: RefSeq, a predicted model, not a curated record